UUCACAAAACCAAUGUCUUAUGACUCAGGAAAAGAGAUCAAUCGCAGUUAUUUGUAGGUGUUGCAAUGUUUUUUACCGAAUAUGUGGGUGAUAAAUGAUGCCGAAAAUAUUAUGACAAGGGUCGCGUUAUGGAUAGUCAUAAAAAUUACUUCCUCAACAGAUCUGACACCACAUCUACUUCACAUAUAAAUUUCAGGGUAAACGAUAGCUAUUUCAGUUUCAGCUAUUUCAGAUAGCUAGUUCAGCUUCGAAGCAAACAUGGCUUGGAAGAAAUUUCACGUUUCUGCAAUAUCCUGCGUUGCUUUGGGUUGUAUUAUGCUCAUGUAUUAUGGCAAUUUCCUCAGCGUCGUGGAUGGUCGCCUGCAUGAAAUAUGAUAACAUUCUCAAAGCGACAAAAUACGCGUCCAGCGGAUUUAUGACCGAGGAACAAAAACGUCAAUUUGACUCCGGAACGCAGAUGGUAAAAGGGACGAACCUUUGUGUACAUCAUGGUUUGUUGAAACUGACAAUGGUAGCUGGAAAUCUGAUGAACGUGAACCUGGGGAUUAACAUUACCAGCAUGUCAAGAAGCAUCGUGUUCGGAGUCGUAAAUUUGGUAGGAGCACUUGUUUUCGGAGUGAUUGGUGGAAUUAUCCUGAUAGCCUUAUGUCGGGUCAAGCUCCAUGGAACUCUAAGUAAAUAA
This is a messenger RNA of Styela clava, 682 nucleotides long. The record is from RefSeq and is a predicted model, not a curated record. NCBI's taxonomy places the organism in Eukaryota, Metazoa, Chordata, Ascidiacea, Stolidobranchia, Styelidae.